UGCUCUCUCUCAUCAUUCGAAAAGCAAACCUUGAGGCAAACUACUACUGUCGCUGACACACCAGUGAAAACAUGCCUGCAGACUACAAUGGACGCUGGGAGAUGGUGACCAAUGAGAACUUUGAAGAGGUCAUGAAAGCCCUCGAUAUCGACUUUGCCACCAGAAAGAUCGCUUGCCACCUGCAUCAGACAAAAGUGAUUGUUCAGAAUGGAGAUAAGUUUGAAACCAAGACCCUGAGCACCUUCAGAAAUUAUGAGGUCAACUUUACUGUGGGUGAGGAGUUUGAGGAGCAAACAAAGGGUCUGGACAACCGAAAAGUCAAGACUCUGGUUACCUGGGAUGGGGACAAGCUGGUGUGUGUUCAAAAGGGGGAGAAAGAAAAUCGUGGCUGGAAACACUGGAUUGAGGGAGACCUGCUACAUCAGGAAAUCACUGUUCUGGACAAAGUCUGCCAUCAAGUAUUUAAGAAGGCACCAUAAGAAUGUUAUCUGUACAAAACUAAGUGUUUUAUUAUGCUGCUGUCUAUUUUAGAUGUGGAAAACUCUAA
Molecule: messenger RNA, 547 nt
Organism: Melanotaenia boesemani (Boeseman's rainbowfish)
Lineage: Eukaryota; Metazoa; Chordata; Actinopteri; Atheriniformes; Melanotaeniidae
Product: retinol-binding protein 2-like
Exons: 4
Coding region: 72-479 (135 amino acids)
Biological process (GO): fatty acid transport
Cellular component (GO): cytosol; nucleus
Molecular function (GO): fatty acid binding
Source: RefSeq, a predicted model, not a curated record